GACCCCGAGUCCCAUUUUUGAUACAUAAACCCUAUUCGAAUCAAAACCUUAGGGUUUUAGUCGGUCCUUGAACGCAGAGUGACAGAGAGCGAAGCGGACAAGGUUAUUGCAAUGGCUUUCUUAAGUAAAAUUGGGAAUAUACUCAGACAGACUGCAAACAAGCAGAUCAGAUCUGAAUUAUCUCCUUUCAAACUGUCCAUCCAUCAAGCAGUAAGAUGCAUGUCAAGCAUGGCGAGUUCAAAACUCUUUAUUGGAGGUAUUUCGUACCAGACAGAUGAGCAGAGUCUGAGGGAAGCUUUUGCAAAAUAUGGUGAAGUUAUUGAUGCAAGAAUCAUCAGUGACCGUGAAACUGGUAGAUCUAGAGGAUUUGGGUUCAUCACUUUCACCAGUAGCGAGGAGGCAUCCAGUGCCAUCCAGGCCUUGGAUGGGCAGGAGCUUCAUGGCCGCCGAGUAAGGGUGAAUUAUGCUACCGAUAGGCCUCGCCCUAACUUUGGUGAUGGCGGCUACAACGGAGGUGGUGGAGGUUAUGGCGGCGGUGGUGGUUACGGUGGCAGCGGCGGUGGUUAUGGCGGUGGCGGUAGUUAUGGCGGUGGUGGUUAUGGUGGUGGGAACACUGGUGGCGGAUAUGGUGGAAGUGGAGGUGGCUACAGCAGUGGUGGUAAUUAUCCAAGUGGAAACACUUUUGAAACUGCUAGCACUGGAGGUGCUUUUGGCAAUAGCAGCAAUUUUGGUGGUGCUGGCGUUGUUGGUGGUGCUGAUGACUUUGUUGGCGGUGCUGACAACAACUUUGGCAGUGGUGGAGCUCAAUUGGGAGAGAACAAAGGUGGUUUCAGCUUGGAUGAUCCAUUGGAAGGAAAUGAUAGGGAUGACGAUAACGACGGCAACUUUCUCAAGAGGGCUUGAUAAUAUUUAGAUAUGAGGAGCAAUUUAGUUUGCUUCUCCGCAGAGAUACUAGAAGAUUGUCUUUUUGUUACAGCUGAAUGUUCCCCCUCCCUGUCUUCCUGAACUAUUAAUUUCGUUUGUCGGAUUUUUCUGUGAAUUUCAUGCACCUUUUAGUGUGCUUUGUCAACUAAGGACCUGGAUUGUGGAAAUAAUUGUGAUUCAUGGUCUCCCUUAUUUUUCUUUUAAAAUGACAUAGAAACUUAAAUUGAA
Prunus dulcis (almond) is the source of this 1152-nucleotide messenger RNA. Its product is annotated as glycine-rich RNA-binding protein blt801-like. The coding region runs from base 112 to 903 and encodes 263 amino acids. Gene Ontology annotation, molecular function: RNA binding. The transcript has 5 exons. NCBI's taxonomy places the organism in Eukaryota, Viridiplantae, Streptophyta, Magnoliopsida, Rosales, Rosaceae. The record is from RefSeq and is a predicted model, not a curated record.